UGUCAGUUGUUGAUCAGUUUUUGGUGCAGUGCGAAUACCAUUCAAUUGAGUGUUGGCUUCCAUCGAGAAAAGACGGUUCGAAAAUCGCAUUUUUCACGUGAAAAUCCCAAGAUUUUCUCCACUUUUCAUCUGCCCCAGCAAUGGAAUAUCUCCCCGUCUGUGGAGAACAGUGAGUGGCUUAAUUUUUAGGACAAAGUGCCAUGAAGGAUAGUGCUUGGUGAUAAUCCGAGAGACUUUUCUUCAGGAAGUGCCCCCCUUUUUAUUGCGUGAGUGCCCCAAAUUGUGUCCGUGAUUUAUCCAGGAUUUGGAUUUCACAGAGAAGUGUUCCAGGAAGGCCAUAUCCGAGGCAGAAAAGAGGAAUAAAGUGACCAGAAAUCGUGUGAUUUAAAUUCCCGGAGGCGACGAUCCGACAUAGAGAAAAUAAUGAUGAAUGGGGGCGUUAAAAAUGGAUUAUCCACUCUCAAUCGAUUACUUGGGAAGAAAAAUAAAGAUGAAUCAUCCUCACAGUCAAAACAUCCAUCGACAUUCAGCCGAUCAAUGUCUAACUUGGACACGUCUAGUCAACACAAUAAGAUCGUGCCACUGGCCGCAAUGAGUAACGCCCCGUUUGAGCAGACAUUCCGGAUCACGGUGUGUCUGCCGCGGGAUCAAUUGUAUGUGGCCAGGGUGGGUGCCAAGACGCGCCUGGCGCAACUGAUGGAGCUCACGUGUAUCAAUAAGCAAUUGGAUAGGGAUAAAUAUGAAUUUAGGCAUCCCCUGGACAAUUCACAGGUGUUCAGGAAUGACCUGACAAUUGGGGAAGUGGGACUCAAUGAGAUUCGUCUGGUGCCAAAGACAGAGCGUCUGCACAAUGGAAAUAAUUUCAAUUUGGAAGAUUUGGGCAAGAUGAGAGUUCCGGGUAAUCGGGAAUCUCUGUCAUCGUCCGAAGUUAGUCGAAAUUCUCGUCAUUUUCCCAAAACCACCUCACCAUACAGCUCCACAAAUUCCCUCAAUUCAGUCGAGUCUUCCGGAAGUCGAAGUCAUCAGGCACCAGUGGCACCGGCAAGGAAGAAACGAGCAGCACCAAGACCACCAAGUCAGAAUUCCAUUCCUGAACAUCAGGACAGGGCGACGGUGGAUAUCAAUAGGAAUUCCACAAUAACGGGUCAAGGCGGAGGAGCAGAAGUUUUCAAGAAGCCACUCCCGGUCAAAAAGAAUUUCCAUGUGUCAUCGCCAAAUCUGUCCCUGGAGGAGAACCAUCAGCUGAUCACGAGUGCUGAGGUGCACAGAAAUGGAUCCCCCGUGGCGGAGAGGUACAGUUCUGUAACAGAUUUGCGCAGUCACGACACACCGGCAAUUGUUGAAGCCAGCAAUGCACGAAUAAGGCCAAUGUCGAUGCAUAUCUUCAACGGAAAUCACCACGUCAAUGGCAAAGAGAGCUCCACGGAUGUCAAUCACUCCCGGACAUCCAGUGAGUCGUCUGAGAUGAGGGAUUCCCUGCCAGAACCGGUGCCCAGGAAGCGACAAUUAUUUGCUGGCAAAUUGUCUUUCUUUGUAGCCAAGAAGAAGAAAGCAGCUCCUGCACCACCCCCCAGAAGCUUUGCUCCUGUCCCAACACCCAGAUCCAUACCAAAAAGUGAAUCUUCGGCUGACGAAGAGACCAAGAGUGAUGCAACAUCAAUCCGAAGUCAGGAGAGUAGUCCAUCAUCAUCAGUUAAUAACAAUCUGCCCAAUGGGAAUGUAUCCAAAGUGAUGCUGAAUGUGGAUACUACGGAUGUGUCUCCGCCAGUGAACGCUGUGAAGGAGGAACAGCCGGCAAUUAGUGUGACAAAGCAGAGUCUGAUGGUGGAAGAGAGGAAAGAGUGUAUUGGGGUGAAAGUGGUGGAAAUGCAACCAAAUGGUCCCCUUUCAAUUGCCAUAAAGAGCACAGUGAUGCAGAAGGAGGAGCCAGCCAAAGUGUCAAUCACAGAAAUACGACGGGAGAGCACAAAUAGUUCCGAUGAUGAUGAUCAUCGGGUUAAUAUCUACAAUAUCAAAACUGGGACGGUGAUUGAGAAGCCACUGGAAGUUGCGGAGGUUCAGAAGGGGGCGGUUGAAGAUGCUAAGGUAGAAGCUGUUCCGGAAGUUCAAAAGGUAGAAGAUGUUCCGAAAGUUCAAAAGGAAGAAGCUGUUCCGGAAGUUCAAAAAGAAGAAGCUGUUCCGGAAGUUCCAAAGGCAGCAGUUCCGGCUGAGGACCCAAGAUCACCUUCACCGCUCUGGACCUAUACCCUUCCAGCUCCACCAAAAUUCGCCGAUGGGAAUAGUUCCGUUCCGGAUGACGUCACAACUCUCAAUGGAAAUGUCUACUACGAUUAUAUGUCCGUGGCAGAUGAUACAAGAACUGUCCAAUCAGAUUCCAAUACAACUUUGGUUUCUGAUGUGGAUAUCCGACCGGUGAUUAGGGAAGUGGUUCCGGAUCCUUAUAUCAAUGAUUUGGAUGCAGAAGUUGUGAAUUCUGAUGUAGAGGACGGCUAUCGAAUGGACCGGGAAAUGCUGCUGCAGUCACUGGAGAAGCGCCGAGAGCGAUAUAUUGAGAAUGAAUUUGCUUUCCUGACCAAGAUGGACGAUGAGCCGGAGAAAUUGCCAACGCCAGUUGCAGAAAAAGUCCCCAAAUUGGAGAAGCAGCAGUCAAUUGAAAUGGGAAAAAGUGAGGUUAUGGGAGAACUCAAUAGUGUCAUAAAUAGCAAAAAAAUUGACAGUGUCAUAAGGAAGGCAGAAGUUCCGGAAGAAAUUGAAACAGCAAAGCCCUGUAACUUGUCAAAUUUCCGAAUUUCCACAUAUUCCAAUGGCGAGGAGGAAAAGCCGGCGCCUCAGUUGAAUGGCGUUCCAGGCGUUCCUGGCAAUGAGGAGGAAUUCAAUGAGGAAGAUUUCCUAAGGAGGGCAUCAAUUGAUGACAAGGAAAAACCGAGGGAAUUUGUAAAGAGGCCAUCUCUGACAAAUGGAUGCAGUCAGGUAUUCCGGAAGAGUAAUCCAGUUGCCAGAUCGGAUUCCUUCCAUUCGACCCGAACGGACUUUCCGGGAUCAUUUGCCGGAACACCAAGGAGUUCAUCGUAUAUUUCUCUGCUGACUGCACAGAAAUUCGAGAGCAGGCACUCUCCCAGGAAUAGUCUUGAGCUGGCAAAUCCUCCAAGGAGGUACUCAAGUGAACUUAGUAUCACGGAUUCGCCUUCGUUGCAGAGCAUUGAGGUUAUGAAAUCCAUUCUGUCAUCUUCGAGAAAGAAUAGCAUAACGCAUUUGGCAGAGCCGACUGAGCCGGAAAUUGUGGCAGAAAAUGGGCUUCAGGAGACAAAGAUUGUGACAGUGAAGGAGAUUAUGAGGGAAAAGGAGCCGGAAGUGUCACAAGUGGAAGCCAUUGAGGAGCCACAGAAGCCGGAAAAGGCGAUUCUGGUGCAGCAGAAGGAGGAAGCGGAGGAUUGCCCGAAGAAAUGGGUGUACAAGGGACCACCAAAGAUCAAUUUGUCAGCCUGGAGUGAACGUCCGAAGGUUCAGGUUUGCAUCAAAUCCGACAGUGAUUACUGCUUCGGCGGAAGUACGACACUUCCCCGGGGUUUCCGGACGGUGGAACAGAGGGUGCAGGAGGAGGAGCAGAAGCUGGCAGAUGCAGCAAAUCAUCAUUUGCCAGUGGUGAGGAGUGUGGAGUACAAGAAAAACAUUCAACCGCCUGAAGAGACUGAACCGCCAGCGGCAGCCGCCGCUGUGAUCCUAAGGAAGCCGGAAGUGAGACAGAAACCAGUCAAUCGGGUGAAUAGUAUCACCAGUGCCUCCCUAAAUGCACGUCCACUGAGCCUGGGUAAUUUCAGCAAAAUCGCUCCAGUUGUCCGGGGUUUCCGGGCCGAAGAGGAUCCCGCUCCUGUCAAAACUUUCACAACUGUCUCCCUCAAUCGUACAGCCAGUGUCACAAAAGUAAACACACCCACGACUCCUCCAGCAGCUUCAGCUGAACCUCCGUCUCAGCUCAAGAAGCCCGUCCUAGAGAGACGAUCAAUUGCUGUGGUCAAUGGGCAGAAAAAUAUCGAAGUUGUGCCAUUUUCGCAGCACACCCUCCGAAGAACAGGCCUCAAAGAGAAGAUCCUGGCUCAAGAGGAAGAAGCCCAAAAGGCUCCGUCUCAACCAAGAACAUUCCAAUCGCGACAGCAAACUAUCAAUCAUUCCAUUUCCCUACCCCCUCCGGAGCCAAUAAAAACCCCUCCAGAGCCACCCAAAAUCCUUUCCACUCCAGCUCCACCACCACCUCCGCCCCAACUGCGUCCAGUUGUCCGGGCCGUGGUGAAGAAACAAAUAUCAGCUCCUGAACUUGAUCCUCGUGAUCAACUUCUCAAUUCCAUCAGGAACUUCAACAAAGGUUCCCUGAGAAAGAUGUAGCUAUCUUUCUCCCCAAAUCAGUGCCUCUAAGUACCCCUGAAAAAUAUCUCCACACUCACAAAGUAGGCAGAGCUUUAACAAAAAAAUCUUCGAAGAGAAGAGUGUGAAGAUAUUUUUUAGCGAUGAAUACUCUUAAAAUAAGAGAGAGCACAACGCAAUUAAUUUUUUUUAAAUUAUUCAAAAGAAGUGUUUUUUUUUGCUGUUAUUCCUGUAAAUGUAUUAUUUUUAUCAGAUUGAAGACAUUGUGUUAAUAUAUUUUAUCCCUUCCCCUUUCUAAUUUAAACAAACAAAAAAAACAGAUGAGAAAUAAUUUGUUGAGUCAGAUGAAAGUUGUAUUAAAUAUAUUGAUUAUGGGACCAAA
Molecule: messenger RNA, 4741 nt
Organism: Phlebotomus papatasi
Lineage: Eukaryota; Metazoa; Arthropoda; Insecta; Diptera; Psychodidae
Product: titin
Exons: 4
Coding region: 424-4380 (1318 amino acids)
Molecular function (GO): actin binding
Source: RefSeq, a predicted model, not a curated record